Vairimorpha ceranae is the source of this 318-nucleotide messenger RNA. RefSeq names its product pol polyprotein. Lineage: Eukaryota; Fungi; Microsporidia; Nosematidae. The transcript has a single exon. Bases 1 to 318 code for a protein of 105 amino acids. The record is from RefSeq and is a predicted model, not a curated record.
AUGGAAGAAAUUUUGUGUGGAAUUGCCGGAAACACCAUAUUAUCAAAAAUUUAUUACAACAACAAAUUUAAUCAGUUAUCUUUGGAUGAAGUCCAAAGAAGAUUUACUACAUUUACGAUCUUGGGAAGAAGAUACCAAUAUAAAAGACUAUCAUUUGUUUUUAAGGUUAAACCAAAACUUUUUCAAAGAGCAAUGAUAGAAAUCUUUAAAGACAUUAAGAACGUAAGCAUAUAUAUAGAUGAUGUAAUUAUAUCUACAAAAAUAGAAAAUGAAAAAGUUCUAAUAGAAAUAUUAGAUAGACUACAAGAUACAAUGUGA